AUGUCGUCUAGUUUUCAGGACGGCUACGGCAGCCCCAUGGGCCGCGAAAUGGAGGAAACUUCUGUGGGCCUACCUGGCCACGAAGUGGCCACAAUGAAGGAUGUUGAAACCAAUCUGAACCAACUUGCAAGGCUUACAGCUGCAAUACGAAAAGCUGGGAACCGGUCGCGACUUCAAAAAGCAGAUAGCACAUUUGAUCCAAACAGUGCCAAUAUUCGUUCCCUGCGUCAACACCUUGAACUGCUUCUUCUGGCACAUCCUGACGAGUUUGGAAGCUCAAAUUCAAGCGCACAAGAACUUGACCCAGCACUGCUAACCACAAUUCAACUACGCCUGAUUGAUGCUAAUCUCAGACGACGAAAUCGGUUCCUUUACGCCCAGAAGCAUGCUCAGAAGCUAGGAAGCAAUUAUGGAGACCCCGAAAAAACACCGAGUGAAAUACCAGUAUUGGACAAGCAAAUAAAUUUGGAUGCUGUAAUGACAUCGUCUCCUUCACAAAAUAAGAGAUUUGGAAAAAAUGAAAGACAAACCCCAAGCAAGACAACUGCGACGGCUGUGGACGAGCAGAUUGAGAUGCUCCCCCAGCGGAAAACCAGGCCAGCAACAACAGUCGUGAAACACUUGAUGGGAGACAUUUUACCGUACACGUGCAUUUUAGAGGACUGUCCUAAGCCUGAGAUCUUUCAUAUGACUAGAGAAGCCUGGUUAAGCCAUAUGAAGCAGGAACAUGGGGCCACAGAGCAAUGGGUAUGCCUUGCAUGCUCACAGAAAGGCACAUAUGUCUCCUUUACAGAAUCGGCUGAGUUCACAGCACAUAUUGAACAACAACAUGGCAAAGGAAUUAGACCACAACAAAUACCUAUGCUACUCUCAGCAUGGAAGCGCAACGUCCCUCUCAAAAUUCCCACCUGUCCACUCUGCUGUUUUGAGAGUGAAGAUCAAAGCGCUCUUCUCGAUCACACUGCUGAGCAUAUUCACUCAUUUUCACUCAAAUCACUGCCAUGGGCUCCGAUAGAAUCUCCGGAGGGGGAGGAGGAAGAAGAUGAAGAAGAAUACGGGGUCUAUUUCAAGCAACAUCCAUAUUUUGAGGUUGACAGCUGCCAGUCAGAACACUCAACAAGUUUGGCUGGAGCUUUAGCCCUGGUUACAGACUUGGGAAGUAUUGCGGGUUCAGACUCUAGAGAAUCCUUCGAUUCUAUUCACAAGCAGCAACAACUAACGGAAGAUAUUCUCGAUCAAGUGCCGGAUGAAUUACCAGGCCCGAUAGGUACGAAGGAUUGGUUGAGAAUGGUGGAUAGUGAGGCAGAGAUCAACAUGGGCAACCCACCCAGCGACGAGGGUGUAGACAAUUAUGUAGAGCUUGUCAGGCCUAAUGGCGCGCCAAGUAAUAAUUGGCAGCUUAAGGCUGCACAGAUGAACGGCCUCCCUCCCUUCCUGUGCAAAUCGGUUUCAGAUAUAAAGGAAGAUUUUGACAAUCUGGAAUGGAUGCAGCGGGUGCGCUUAUCCGAGGCUUUGAAUUCCAAAGCCCCCACUCAUCCAUACGCCGUUGAGAGCGACUCGAAAGCUAAUUUCAGGGACCGGUACUUCAAUGUGAAACCAUAUGCCAACAAUCGUAUCCAUCUGCCGGUUCCUGAAGGAAAGUGCGAUUAUAUCAACGCCUCUUUGAUCACCCUAAAGAACUCCGUCACUAAGGGUGAGCGGAAGUAUAUCGCGACUCAGGCGAGUGCAACCCUGUUCGGUUAUUUCAUACUAGGGCGUCACUAA
Molecule: messenger RNA, 1764 nt
Organism: Penicillium verhagenii
Lineage: Eukaryota; Fungi; Ascomycota; Eurotiomycetes; Eurotiales; Aspergillaceae
Exons: 4
Coding region: 1-1764 (587 amino acids)
Biological process (GO): protein dephosphorylation
Molecular function (GO): protein tyrosine phosphatase activity
Source: RefSeq, a predicted model, not a curated record